AUGGGAAAAGACAAGAAAGAGGAGGAGGCCGUCUUUCUGAGGAAAAAGAUAACUUUGCUGCGGGCUUUCUCGCUCCUCAUCGGCAGCAUGGUUGGCAGUGGCAUCUUUAUCUCCCCAAAAGGAGUACUGAAAAACUCCGGCAGUGUGGGUUUCUCCCUGGUUGUCUGGUUUGCCUGUGGGCUUCUCUCAAUGUUUGGUGCCUUGUGUUAUGCAGAGCUUGGAACAAGAAUCACCAAGUCUGGAGGACAUUAUAUCUACAUUUUGGAGACAUUAGGGCCUCUGCCAAGUUUCUUGUUUCUGUGGGCAGAGUUUUUUGCUAUCAGGCCUGCCAACAGUGCUGUGGUUUCUUUGGCAUUUGGACGCUACAUGCUGGAGCCAUUUUUUGCCCCCUGUGCAGCCCCUGUGCCUGCUGUGAAGCUUGUGUCUCUCCUGGGGUACUACAUGGUCCUCACCCUCAAUUCCUGGAGCGUCACCUGGAGUGCCCGGCUGCAGAUGGCUCUCUCCAUCGUCAAACUCCUGGCUCUUGCACUCAUCAUUGUGCCAGGGAUGAUGCUGCUGGCUCAGGGCCACACUGAAAACUUCCAGGACGCUUUUGACAGACAGUCGCUUGUUUUGGAUAAGCUGCCCCUGGCUUUUUAUGCAGGCAUGUUCGCAUAUUCAGGCUGGUUUCAGACCAGCUUUGUGCGUGAAGAGUUGGUCAGACCUGAACGAAAUAUCCCCCUGGCUGUCAUCGUGUCUGUGAUCACGGUAAUUGUGGGGUACAUGCUCACCAACAUCUCCUAUUACACGGUCCUGGGAACACAAGAUGUUCUGGCUUCUCCUGCUGUGGCUGUGAGCUUUGUGCAGCGAGCCUUCAAAAGCCUGAUCUCUGUGGUCCCUGUCCUUGUAGCACUGUCCUGCUUUGGAACCAUGAAUGGAGGAAUCUUCACGUUUUCGAGGACUCUGUUUGUGGCUUCCAGGGAAGGACAGUGGCCUCCUCUGUUCUCCAUGAUCCACAUUCGAAGGCAUACACCCCUUCCCGCUGUCAUGUUAAUGUUCCCUUUGGUUACUGCCAUGGUGUGUAUCGGAGAUAUCUACCAUCUAAUGAACUUCUUCAGCUUUUCCCGAUGGCUCUUCAUAGGAUUAGCCACCCUUGGGCUCAUUGUCCAUCGCCACCGUCACCCGGAGCUGCACAGCCCGUUCAAGGUUCCCCUGGUCGUUCCUGUCUCUUUUACCAUCAUCUGCCUCUUCACUGUGGCAAUGUCUUUCUACUCAGACCCUGUGAACAUUAGCAUCGGAUGCACCAUGGUUUUAAGUGGUUUUCCAGUCUACUACCUCAUAAUCCAUAGGCAAAUGUCAAGUCGCUGCCGUAGCCCAUUUUAUUAUCUUACACACAAACUACAGUUACUGCUGGAAGUAGUCCAACAAGAAAUCAAGACGUACUGAGAAAACCAUCAGAACUUACAGGAGAAGAUAAAAUCUACUUAUUCCGUUUCCAAUACCUUUGAUCUUACCAAAAGC
This is a messenger RNA of Nipponia nippon (crested ibis), 1500 nucleotides long. Its product is annotated as cystine/glutamate transporter. Gene Ontology annotation, biological process: amino acid transmembrane transport. Gene Ontology annotation, cellular component: membrane. The record is from RefSeq and is a predicted model, not a curated record. Gene Ontology annotation, molecular function: L-amino acid transmembrane transporter activity. NCBI's taxonomy places the organism in Eukaryota, Metazoa, Chordata, Aves, Pelecaniformes, Threskiornithidae.